AGGAGGAAGAGGAGGAUGCUUCUUCCUCAUCCCAAUUCCAAUUCCACACACUCGUGUCGCUCAGCAGAGUUGGGUCGACGUUCGUUCACAAGAGCAGGAGAUAGCGGCCGAACCGAAUGCUCCUCACCCGGGAGCUGCCAAGUGACACCACGCGACUACUUGCUGUCUUUUUCACUUUUUUCACUUUUUCCUGGGAAUGUCGUUGAAGUUGUUUCAGCGCAGCAGGGCGUGAGCACUUUUCUUUCGGAACUAGCUAAACCACGGGACGGGACGACGCUGCGAAGGAAGGGGAGGGGCCGAGCCACUCGAUGUCCCCGGACCUCAUCCCGCCCCAAAACUGCGAUGGCGCGCCGCUGGGCGUGGCCGUUCCUGGUCACCGCGGCGAGCGCGCUCCUCUGCGUCUCCUGCGCCAAGAACCCAGAGUUCCACUCCGACACGCUCAUCAACAACGUGGUCCAAGACCCCCGCACGGGGCGUCUGUACGUGGGCGCCGUCAACGCCCUCUACCAGCUGUCGGCCGACCUUCUGGCGGAAGCCCGCGUGGAGACGGGACCCCGGCGGGACAACCGGCAGUGCACGCCGCCCGUGACGGACACCUGCGAGGACGCGGUCGAGACGGACAACCACAACAAGCUCCUCCUGGUGCACGGCGCCGAGGACAGGCUGGUGGUGUGCGGCAGCGUCUUCAGGGGCAUCUGCUCGCUGCGCAACCUCAGCGACGUGGAGCACGUCAUCUACUUCAGCGACAACAAAGGCGAGAAGUCGUACGUGGUGAGCACCGAGGAAAGCGUCUCGGUGGUGGGCGUCAUGUCCUACUUCACCAAGGAGAGGGACAACUUCACCGUCUUCCUGGUCGCUAAAGGCUACGGCAGCCACGACAGCACCAAGCUGAUCUCCACGCGCAUCCUGCGGGACUACGGCGAGUGGAACAUCUUCGAGAACAUCAUCGACGCCUCGGCCGUGCAGGCCAACCCCUUUGUGCUGCGCUACCUGCACAACUUCCGCUUCGCCUUUAAGGACGGCCAUUUUGUCUACUUCCUCUUCUCGCGCACGCUGGGCGUGCAGGACACCAAGAACUUCACCUUCAUCUCGCGCAUGUGCCAGGACGACCAGAGUUACUACUCGUACACGGAGCUGCCGCUCAACUGCAGCGCCGACAACCGCUUCAAUAAAGUUCAGGCCGCCUACGUGACGACGCCGGGCGAGGUUUUGGCCCAGAAUCUGACGCGGUCGGGCAAGUACGGGCACAUCCUGGCUUCCGACAAGGUUCUCUUUGUCACCUUCACUUCCGACGAAGACCCGAGCAUCUCGGCCAUGUGCAUGUACCCUCUGCGCGCCAUCAACACCAGGCUGCUGGAGAUCAUCGGCGCCUGCUACAGCAACGGCGGCCUCAUCCACGGCAGUCCGGCCGUCUACUCGCCCUACUCCACCAAGUCGGGCGGUCUGUGCAGCAGCAAUCAGCCCAAUAGGGGGGCCAAGUUCAAGUGCGGCGCCGAGUUCCUGCCGUCGCCGCUGGCCGGCAAAGCCGACGUGGCCCUGGUGGCCGAGCCCUCCCUGAUCCGCAAGGGCGUCAUGACCGCCGUGGCCGUUUCCGUGGAGAUGGGCCACGCCGUGGCCUUCCUGGGCAUGGCCAACGGAGAAGUGCUCAAGUUGCAUCUGUCGGCCCACCCGGAGCUUUACGGCCGGGCGUCCAACGAAGUGACGGGCGACAAAGUCAACAAGGACCUGCUGCUGGAUUCUCAGCUGCAGCACUUGUACAUCGCCAGCGGGAAGAAGAUGUCCAAGGUUCCCGUGCAAUCGUGCCACCUGAAGACGGACUGCCAGUCCUGCAUGUCCCUCAAGGAUCCCUACUGCGGCUGGUGUGUUUUGGAGGGAAGGUGCACCAGGCAGCACGAGUGCGGCAGGUCGUCGGUGGAGAACACGUGGCUGUGGUCGCCCAAUCAGCAGUGCGUGGAGAUUCGGGCCUUCGACCCGCUGAGCCUCAGCUGCCACAAGACGCAGCAGGUGGACAUCAGCGUUCCGGCGCUGCCCCGCCUCCGGCAGUCGGACGGGCUGCGCUGCCUCUUCAACGGGUCCUUCAGCGACGGCGUGGUGAUGGGCAGCCCGGCCGUCAUCAUCUGUUCCCUGCCGGACCCCUCGGACAUCCCGCCCACGCCUGAGCAUCAAGACCACGUGUCGAUCCCCGUGCAAAUUGUGGUGAACGACAAGAUCGUGGUGACGUCGGGACGAUAUCGCUUCUACAACUGUUCGGCGACGGUCCGGAAGAAUCCCAACACGCCGUGCAUCUCCUGCGUGACCAGCGAGUGGGGCUGCCAGUGGAACGCUCGAGAGCACCGAUGCAGCGACACGGACGGCGCGGCGGACGCCGGCCACAUCAUCAAACCUCAACAGCCGGAGCGCUGUCCUCAGUUCGAGUCUCCGGAGCCGCUGCUGAUCCCCGUGGGCUUCGAGGUCCCCAUCAGCUUCCGGGGAAGCAACCUCGACAUCUACUCGGGCCGCAAAUUCGUGAUGGGCACGGAGCUGAUGAAGGAAACGGAGGAGGAGGUGAUGCAGGAGCCCGGCUCCAACUUUCGAUUUCGAGGAUAUGAGUUUUCCUACAGCAAACGGCAGGAGGUGAACGUUUCCUUCCAUGUCAUCGAACGGGACACCAAGCGCAAGAUUGACAGCACGCUCACAGUGACGGUGUACAACUGCUCGGUGUCCCGGGCCGACUGCAGCCUGUGCAAGCACGCCGACGCCGAGUACCAUUGCGUGUGGUGCGCCGCCUCGCGGGCCUGCGUCUACCGCCACUUGUGUCCGGCGCCACCGCCCGCCUUAUGCCCCGCCCCUCAGAUUACCGACAUCGUCCCUCGCUUCGGGCCGCUCAACGGCAGCAUCUCGGUGACCAUCAGAGGUUCCAACAUGGGCAUCAAGCAGGCUGACGUCAAGCGCAUCAGCGUGGCCGGCGUGGAGUGUCGCCACCUGCCAGACAAAUAUUCCGUCUCCACCAGCGUGGUGUGCGAGAUCGGGCCGGCCAAGCGCCCGCCGCCGUCCGACCUGCCGGUGGAGUCCAGCAACAGCGGCGUGGUGGAGGUGGAGGUGGACGGAGGGCGCACGGGAAGGUCUCAGGUGGUCUUCACCUAUCGGGACCCCAAGCCGGACGCGGUGCAUCCCGCCAAAGGCCCGGCGGCCGGCGGCACCGUCAUCACCAUCGGCGGGCGAGACCUGGACACGGCCUCCCAGGAUGAUGUCACCGUCUCGGUGGGCGGAGUCCCAUGUCGAGUUCUGUCCUUCGGCGACAUCAUCACGUGUAAGACGGGAAAAUACCGCGGGCCCAAGGUUCCGUCCGACCUGCUGGCGGUGAAGGUGAACUACGGGCGCAACACCAGCAAGGAGGUGGCGGCCGCCUUCCAGUACGCCGACAACCCCAAGAUCGCCGAUUACUCGCCCAAGUCCAGCUUUGUGUGCGGCGGGCGGCGCAUCGUCGUGACGGGAAGCGGCUUCCAUCUGAUCCAGAGGGCCACGUUGAAGGUGGUGCCCGUCGCCGAUGACUUCUCGCAGGACAACGCCACCGUGGAGUUUGCGCAGGAGUCGCUGAGCAAGAACGACAGCGUGCUGGAGUUCCUGUCGCCGGCGGUGAUCUGGAGCGACAGCCGCUCGCUGCGCACCGUCCUGCUGCUGGACAACGCCGAGGAGGAGCUCAAGGCCUUCAGCUACCACCCCGACCCCACCUUCAACGAGCUCCCCAAGACCGUCCUCACCGGGACCAGCGUCAUCAUCGUCACCGGUCGAGGCUUCGCCAAGGCCAUGACGGCGCUGGAGGCGCAGGCCUUUGUCGGGGACGCUUUCUGCAACGUCAGCAUCCUUCAGGACGACAAGUUGAUCCUGGACGCGCCGUCGUCCCAGCCCCGCGCUCGAUCGAAACGCCAACGGCGAGAUGCUGCCAACGACCCUCUGGAGCUGGUGGUGAAGUUCGGUCACGGUGAGUGGGUGGUGGGCUCCGUCUACUACGCGUGGAAGGACGACAUCCCCCUGGCCAUCAUCAUCCCCGCCGUCGUGGUGCCCAUGCUGCUCUUCAUCGCCGUGUCCGUCUACUGCUACAGGAGGAAGAGCCGGCAGGCCGAGCGCGAGUACGAGAAGGUCAAGCAUCAGCUGGAGAAUUUGGAGGAGAGCGUGAGAGAUCGCUGCAAAAAGGAGUUCACAGACCUGAUGAUGGAGAUGGAGGACCAGACCAGCGAGCUGAGCGAAGCGCGCAUCCCCUUCCUGGACUACAAGACGUACACGGACCGCAACCUCUUCCUGCCCUCCAAGGACGGCGCCGCCUCGGUGCUGGCGGGACGCGUGCGCUUCCCGGAGUCCCGCCGGGCCAUCGUCACGCAGGCUCUCAACCAGUUCUCCAACCUGCUCAACAGCAAGCCCUUCCUCGUCAACUUCAUCCACACGCUGGAGAGCCAGCCGGACUUCAACGCGCGCGCCCGCGGCGAUUUCGCCUCCCUCCUGACGGUGGCGCUGCACGGCAAGCUGGUCUACUACACCGACAUCACCAGGACGCUCCUCCUGGAGCUCAUCGACGAGCACGUGAACAAUAAGAACCCCAAGCUCAUGCUCAGGAGGUCGGAGACGGUGGUGGAGAGGAUGUUGUGCAACUGGAUGUCCGUCUGUCUCUACCAGUUCCUCAGGGAUAGCGCCGGUGAGCCACUUUACAAGCUGUUGAAGGCGCUCAAGCACCAGGUGGAGAAAGGACCUGUGGACGCCAAGGUCAAGAAGGCCAAAUACACGCUCAACGACACGGGGCUGCUGGGAGACGACGUGGAGUAUUCCGUGCUGACCCUGCAGGUGCUGGUGCACGGCGAAGGUCCAGAUGUGACGCCGGUGAAGGUUCUCAACUGCGACACCAUUUCUCAGGUGAAGGAGAAGAUCAUCGAUCAAGUGUACAGGAAUCUUCCGUACUCGCAGAGGCCAAAAGUGGAGAGCGUGGCGCUCGAGUGGCGUCCCGGCUCCACGGGUCAGAUUCUGUCCGACCUCGACCUGACGUCGCAGAAGGAAGGACGCUGGAAGCGACUCAACACUCUGGCUCACUACAACGUUCGGGACAACGCCACGCUGGUUCUGUCCAAGGUUUUGCACACGCAGUCCUUCCACCAGCACCCGGACAACUCUGAAGAGCGGAACGCCCUGCUGGAGGACGACAACACCUUCCACCUGGUGCGGGCGGCCGACGAGCUGGACGAGGUCAAGUCCAAGCGAGGCAGCAUGAAGGACAAGUCCAUGACCAAAGCCAUCACGGAGAUUUACCUGACCCGCCUGCUCUCCGUCAAGGGCACGCUGCAGCAGUUUGUGGACGACUUCUUCCGCAGCGUUCUGUGCUCCAGCGCCGCCGUCCCGCCUCCCGUCAAGUACUUCUUUGACUUCCUGGACGAGCAGGCGCUGCGGCACGACAACGUGGACGAGGAGACGCUGCACAUCUGGAAGACCAACAGCCUGCCGCUGCGCUUUUGGGUGAACAUCCUGCGCAACCCCCACUUCGUCUUUGACGUGCACGUGAACGAGGUGGUGGACGCCUCGCUGCACGUCAUCGCCCAGACCUUCAUGGACGCCUGCACCAAGACCGAGCACAAACUCAGCCGGGAGUCGCCGAGCAACAAGCUGCUCUACGCCAAGGAGAUCUCCACCUACAAGAAGAUGGUGGACGAUUACUACAAAGGAAUCCGGCAGAUGGUUCCCGUCAGCGACCAGGACAUGAACACGUACCUUGCUGAGGUGUCCAGGCAACACACGGACGAGCUGAACACGCAGCUGGCUUUGCAUCAACUGUACCAGUACGCCAGCAAAUACUACGACGCGAUCAUUCGGUCCCUGGACGAAGACCCGGCCGCCCAGAACCGCCAGCUGACGCUACGACUGCAGCAGAUGGCCGCCGCCCUGGAGAACAAAGUGACGGAUCUUUGAAAAGUCCGAAGGAGAAAUCAUGAAGAAGCCACCGAGGUAUUUUGGACCCGUCGGAACUCUGCGCUGGCCCAUGUUACUUUUGAUUCUGCGUGUGAGGCGCCUGCCUGCCUUCCCAAAAAGUCACAGCAAAUUGUGGACCUUCACAAAGCAAGUGUGACGAUGCCUGGGACUGGAAAACGGAGAAACCGAAACGCGCUGUGUUGAAUCAAGACUGAAUCGUGAUCUUUUUUUUCACGUGCACUUUUGUUUCUUUUAUAUGAAUCGACUCUGUGGUACUUUUUUUUUGGUGUUAUAUCUUUGAAAUGUGACACUUUGAAGGUUUUCUUGGUCGGUUCUGAUAUUCAGACGCAUUUAGGACCUCUUGACACGCAUUUGUUCGAUUUUUUUAGGGCUGGUCGAAGCAAACUAAGUUACACGUAGCCUCAGACUUGCAAACACGCAUUUUGUGGCCACAAAAUGUCUUUCUUUUAAUUCCCUAUGUCAUAUCGUCGAGCCUCACGGACUUCUUUGAGGUGAGUGGAAUGUUGUUGUUUUCUUGCCACCAUGGAGGGAGCGCCUUCAAGUGGAGCUAGCGACCCGCUCUCGAAUGUCUUUGUGACCCGUUUGUGUACGUCGACUUAUUUUGAGGCUGUGAAUGUAAAAGAAGAAAGCGGUACAGACGUGUCUGGGUGAAGAGCAUGCUCCCACACAUGAUGGAUGGAUGGAUGGAUAUUAGAUUGUAGAUGGAACCUGUGCACCAAAUCCAGAUGACUUGUAUUUUCAUGGGCAACUUUUUUCGUGAACACAAAACAGUAUUUUCUGGCCACAAUUUGUUUAUUAGCGUAAGUGGACUAUUUUGGGUGCAAUGGCCACAAUUUGCAUUUCUUGUCAGGGGAUCCAUCCACUUUGCUCCCUGAUGAUAUGUCUUUGGAUGGGCCAAAUGGUUACAAGAUGUCUUCCACUUGUAGGCUCCAAAUCUCCAAUGAAAUAAAAAUGUUGACUGUUCAA
Messenger RNA from Syngnathus typhle (broad-nosed pipefish), 6915 nucleotides. It is a transcript of the gene plxnb2a.1, whose product is annotated as plexin b2a, tandem duplicate 1. The coding region runs from base 16 to 5928 and encodes 1970 amino acids. Gene Ontology annotation, biological process: regulation of GTPase activity; negative regulation of cell adhesion; regulation of cell migration. NCBI's taxonomy places the organism in Eukaryota, Metazoa, Chordata, Actinopteri, Syngnathiformes, Syngnathidae. The transcript is spliced from 41 exons. The record is from RefSeq and is a predicted model, not a curated record. Gene Ontology annotation, cellular component: semaphorin receptor complex. Gene Ontology annotation, molecular function: protein binding; semaphorin receptor activity.